Messenger RNA from Drosophila busckii, 949 nucleotides. RefSeq names its product mitogen-activated protein kinase kinase kinase 7. Gene Ontology annotation, molecular function: MAP kinase kinase kinase activity; magnesium ion binding; ATP binding. The record is from RefSeq and is a predicted model, not a curated record. Bases 246 to 845 code for a protein of 199 amino acids. The transcript has 5 exons. NCBI's taxonomy places the organism in Eukaryota, Metazoa, Arthropoda, Insecta, Diptera, Drosophilidae. Gene Ontology annotation, biological process: JNK cascade; protein phosphorylation; positive regulation of canonical NF-kappaB signal transduction.
CUCUCGCGAUAAGCGCUGGUAGUCUGGAUGAAGCCGUCAAAGAAGCAACAUGGAGUGGAACAGUGACUUCAAAUUUUCAAAAAAUUACCCCAGGAAAAAAUUUGGGUAGGGGUGCCUUCGGCAGUGUCUUCGCAGCAACAAUCGAUGGCAACACUUAUGCAGUCAAAGCAUUGGGCUCAAAUAAUGCCAUUAAAGAUACAAUAAGAGAAGUGGACUCGCUGCGGACGCUGCAACAUGAAAAUAUAAUGAAAUUAUACGCCUUAUCGACCGAUGAGUUCGAUAGUCUUCAUCUUGUUAUGGAAUUUAUGCCGGGUGGAUGUCUGCAUAGCUUACUGGAGAACAAAGAUAUUCCGAUUCCAUUUGAACAAGCUUUUGGCUAUAUUCAACAGUCGGCCGCGGCCAUCAGUUAUAUACAUAGCCAGGGCAAGUUGCAUCGGGACAUAAAGCCGCUAAACAUGCUGCUCUCAGCUGAUCAGCGGGUACUGAAACUUGGCGACUUUGGCUCUGUGCGGGACUUACAGAAUUCAAUGACCAGCCAGAAAGGCACGGUUCUGUAUAUGGCACCUGAGGUUUUCAACGGCAAGCAUUAUAAUGAAAAAUGUGAUGUCUACAGUUGGGCCAUUAGCAUGUGGCACGUCUUAAGCCGGCUAAUUCCAUUUAUCAAUUUCAACUUAAGGAAUUUGAUGAAAGCCAUUCAGAACGGUGAGCGCCCAAAGCUUGAAGAUAUUUCAUACGUCGAGUGUACCGAUAGACUGAAGCAGCUCAUUGCGAGCUGCUGGCAGGGCGAAGCGAGUAUACGUCCCGCUAUGUCCGACGUAUUAGUCACCUUAGAGAGCUGUCGAUGAAUAAGCUAACUUUAUCAAUGAACAAUAUCUAAUCAAUAGAAUCCCAGUUCCCACGUAUAGCGGAAAUGUAAAAUCGUUCAGUGGAUUUUUUUUUGUCUUAUCAA